This is a messenger RNA of Teleopsis dalmanni, 1364 nucleotides long. RefSeq names its product sesquipedalian-1-like. NCBI's taxonomy places the organism in Eukaryota, Metazoa, Arthropoda, Insecta, Diptera, Diopsidae. The transcript is spliced from 4 exons. The coding region runs from base 110 to 1111 and encodes 333 amino acids. Gene Ontology annotation, cellular component: early endosome; recycling endosome; trans-Golgi network. Gene Ontology annotation, biological process: endosome organization; receptor recycling; retrograde transport, endosome to Golgi. The record is from RefSeq and is a predicted model, not a curated record.
UUUAUGUUUAUAUUUUAUUUUUAUCCGUCAAAGAAAGUCAAAAUGCAUUAAAUCAUUUGGCAUUAAUGAGUUAAUUUAAGCGUGGAGCAGUGUAAAUCUUUUGACAACAAUGAAAAUUAAUGAGAAAAAUUUGUGCGUCUUUGCCACAAGUCCUCCGUAUGACUGCGAAGGUUUUCUUAGUAAGCGAGGUGAGGUCAACAAGGCAUUUCAACGACGUUAUUUUGUGCUGAAAGGAAAUUUGUUAUUCUAUUUUGAGCGUAAAGGAGAUAAGGAGCCCCUGGGACUAAUUAUAGUUGAAGGUUGUACAAUUGAAUUAUCGGAAGAAAGUGAUCAGUAUUGUUUUGAAAUAGCUUUUAAUGGUAAUCGCACUUAUAUACUAUGUGCGGAAUCACAGGAAAGUAUGGAAACCUGGAUGAAAUCACUUACGUGUGCAGGGUAUGAGUAUAAAAAGUUGAUGGUAGCAGAACUACAAAGACAACUGGAGGAGAUUGAGGGUUCACGUAAUAAAAUGCUUGGCGAAACUAUAAAUACAAUUGUAUCUGCACCUAAACCGCCGCCACGCCGACAAAAUCCUUUCAAUCGACCAGCACCACCACCACCACCACCUGCCUCAAAUGGUCAUAUUGCUAAUAACACUGCCAACACACCGUUUAUAAACGGUCAUUUUGGCGCAACGUCACAGCGUUCCAGCAAUUACACUCAUUUACAAGCAGGAGUUGAGACAAGUCCCAUACCGCCACCAAGAGGCUUACCCACAGCUUCUAGCAUUAGAAGUGAGUUCUAUAUCAAUAAUCAACCACAACAACAACAACAACAGCAGCAGCAAAAUCAGUUACAUGAUCAACAUUUUACAAGUGCCAAGACAAGUUCCGGUGAAGCCGUCACAAGCUUCACACAAUACACAAAACCAAAUGUUGCCAAAGCAGCCACAGUAUUAAGCAAUUCUCAGUCUGCAAUUGCAAUUGGUAACGCCGAUCCACGCAAUUACAACAACAACAACAACGCCAAUUUCGAGCUAUUACAUGAGAAAUUUCGGAAAAUCGUCAUGAAGGACAUUACCGAAUAUCAGUCACAAAAAGAACUGAAACUGAAGCCGCUUAUCCAAUUGUGAUGUAUUAUUAUUAAGUUUUAAAGUAGGCGCACUUAACUUAAGCUCUGAAAUGUUAUAUUUAUAUAUAUCACUAUAUAUAUUAUAUUUAAAGUUAAAAACAAAUAACAAAAAACAAAAAACAAACGAAUCAAAGAGAUCUAUAUAUGUUACAUAUAUUGUUUGCCUUAAAUGUUUGUAAAUGUGUUCAAAGUCCUCAACGCGAUAUAAAUAAGACAUAAUAGAUGCAGAUAUUACUUAUUGCAUUGCAUUACCA